This is a messenger RNA of Gloeophyllum trabeum ATCC 11539, 2457 nucleotides long. RefSeq lists its product as uncharacterized. The transcript has 12 exons. Gene Ontology annotation, biological process: interstrand cross-link repair. Gene Ontology annotation, cellular component: nucleus. The coding region runs from base 1 to 2457 and encodes 818 amino acids. Gene Ontology annotation, molecular function: flap-structured DNA binding; 5'-3' exonuclease activity; 5'-flap endonuclease activity. The record is from RefSeq and is a predicted model, not a curated record. NCBI's taxonomy places the organism in Eukaryota, Fungi, Basidiomycota, Agaricomycetes, Gloeophyllales, Gloeophyllaceae.
AUGUAUGUUCAGUUAUUUGAAAGUGGGUAUCAUUAUCUUGGUCGUCCUGGGGUUGCUCACGUGUCGCGUCCGAUACUAGAGAUGCUUAAGAUAGUCCUUGCGUAUGAAGCCCAUCUAUUUACUGACUCAGAAUUGGACUGUUUCGAGAGAUACAAUGAAUUGAGCUAUAAUGCUCGCUACCUCUUUAUCCGCCUGCUCUUGCGGAAGCCGGCUACAUGGCACGGACUAGGCUCGCUUAACUACAAGUCUGAGUUAGGCGAUGCCAUCCUGGAUGCUGUCCACGAGCUCUGCGGAAAUGAACCCAAACCCACUCCUCCUAUGCUGAAGUCCUCGACUUCCGAAGAUGGUCCAGCCUCGGAACAAUCGGCGCCCAAUUCCCUUGAGACUUCAAGCAUCUUUGCAGAGAGCGACAGCCAAGCUACCCUGCAAGAGCUAUUGGAAUGUCUAACCGUCCCCCAGCUCAAAGACCUCGCCAAGCGAAUGAAGGUGAAAGCUGAGAGCAAGCGAGGGCCUCUCAUCGAUGCCCUGCUAGUGUCCGCCUCGAGCCAAACGACCUUAUCCGCCUCUUUGAAAUCCGCCGCGAAAGCAAAGGGGAAAGCAAAGGCAGAUAACUUCCAUCAGACGAGGCUGCCUGCCGCUCUUGACCGAUGUUGUCAAGGACCAUGCAUACGCAUCUCUGAUUCUGUAGUGCAAUUAUUCCGCCGGGUCAAUGUUAUUUAUUUGCGAAGCACUCAAUAUUCACCUACUAUCCUCACCGAAUCUAUCCUCAGCCGCGCGAAGAAGCGUACAUACAACGUAGUGAAGUUCCAUCGGACACCAGACAUCUGGCCUACCCGUGAAGCCUUGAUAUCUUAUGAAGAAGCCUUACUUUUGGAGGCCCAAGUGGACGAGCUCCUCGGCGCGGCCCCCACGCCGGGCAACGCCUCUCGAGGACGAAGUCGCCUAUUCGAGUCUGUGUACCCGCGCUGGCUCUCGCUUGUCAGGACUAAGACAGAGCACGAGGAGCGGCCGCGCGGGCUGCAGCGCUUUGAUUGUGGUGAGUUCUGCGUCCCUCCAUUCUUCUCUCGUGGUUGUGCUCAUGGAAAUGUCGCAGGGCAUGUGCUUACUAGGAUCGUGUAUAAGGGAGCGCACGCCCUGGGCCUCUUGCAUGAGUAUGCUGCAGAGCUCCAAGUCCUUGAAGAACUGUUAGCUCAGAAGAGAUGGAGGAGGGGGAAACGUGGCCAGUGGCAUGAGCGUCGGGCGCUGAUCCUGAUGACGCACUUCCCCAAAGAUACAGAGACGCACGAACGCGCUAUGGAUGUGGUCAUCGAGGCUUUGGAAGAUGAUGAUACGCAUCUUAUAUAUCGCCCAAAGCUUACUCGCCGCUUGACUACGCUCGAGAAGCGGCUGAAAGUGCCGGUCGACGAACGUCACGUCUGCGAGGGCGAGCUCCGAAAAUGCCAGGAAGUGCGGAUAACUGGUGUCAGGGUACGACAUAAGGCGGCGAGCCUCACGCUGGAUCAGACGGGGAGGCUGUUGAAUAGGCCCUCUGCCGCUACGCAGUCUUUGCUGAGCCAGCGGACCUUGCCGUUUUCGCAGAGCGAGAACAAGCCUACCAUAGGGAAGAUUGAGAAAUGGGUAGGUAAAUCUAUCUGGCACGGGAGGGAUGGGGAAGAGGUGACCGUGGAAAUCCUCGCUCUGCAACAUUAUGAAAGCCUUGGGUAUCGAGGGUACCACAGCGAAGGAAGCAUCGUCCGGAUGCUCUUUGGCCUGCUGUUCUGGGACAUCAUAUUCGCCCCUAUUCCUGGCGCGUUCGAGACGCCGUAUCAGUCUGCGCCGUUGGAUAUUGCUGAGGACAGUUUCUUAUUUUCGCGAGUGGACCUCAUCACCGCUCGGCUCGCGCAAAUCGAGAACGGGGAGGCUUCCGCGUUGAUAGAAACGACAGAUGACGAGCACCGUCCUCUGGGCACCUGGUGUGUUGGUGUGCGUUGGGACAUGUUUCCCAAGGAGGAUCUCCUGGAAAUUGCGGACUGUCUGGGCGGUAAAUCUCUGUCUACCAUAUGCCGACUUCUCUGCGAAGAUUACUCUGCCAGAGCGGGCGGGGUACCAGAUCUCAUAGUCUGGAACUCAGAAUCACGCGAUUGCAAGUUUGUGGAAGUCAAGGGUCCCGACGACAAACUGCAGGAAAAUCAGAAGCUUUGGAUUGACGUUCUUCUCAGGGCCGAGACAGUAGUGGAGGUGUGUCAUGUAGAAGAACAAGGCUGCGUCGAUGGAAAGAAGAGCAAACGGAGAAAGAAGAACGAUAAGGAGUUACCAGAGACAGACGAGUCCGAUUAUCUUCAAGCGGAAUCCGAGGACGACGAUGGUCCCAACACAUCGCAGAUUGCGGUCCAGGAUUCGACAGGUAUCAAACGAACUAUGGAAGAUACUGCAGACCCCAAAUCGUCGGACAGACCUGCGAAAUUGCCUAGACUCUAA